GAAAAUUAGAGCCGACCCAUAAAACCGAUAAUAAAGGAUCAGAUCCGACCCGAUAAAGGUAAGCAGUGUAGCGUCGCAUCAUACACUCCUUCGGUUCCCGACGAAUCGCUGCUUUUUUCUCUCUCUCUCUCCGUCGCUGAAAAAUGUCGGCAAGACCUGAAGGAAGUCCGCCGGAGGUUACGCUCGAGACCUCCAUGGGUCCUUUCACCGUCGAGAUGUAUUACAAACACUCCCCGAGAACUUGCCGGAACUUCCUUGAGCUAUCCCGGAGAGGUUACUAUGACAACGUUCUGUUUCACAGAAUCGUCAAGGAUUUCAUUGUGCAAGGUGGGGAUCCUACAGGAACUGGAAGAGGUGGUGAAUCCAUUUAUGGUUCGAAGUUUGAGGAUGAGAUAAACAAAGAGUUGAAGCACACAGGAGCCGGAAUUUUAUCAAUGGCGAACGCUGGUCCUAAUACAAAUGGGAGUCAAUUUUUCAUCACCUUAGCCCCACAACCGUCCUUGGAUGGAAAACACACAAUAUUUGGUAGAGUGUGCCGAGGCAUGGAGGUGAUCAAGAGGCUCGGUAGUGUCCAAACCGAUAACACCGACAGGCCGAUCCAUGAAGUGAAGAUUCUAAGGACCAAAGUGAUCGAUUGAUUGGGGCAGAGGAGUUUUUGUCAAGGAGAAGAAGAAGCAUUUAGUAAACCGUUUAUGACAUGAAGAACUAUAACUCUGUGUACUGAUCCCUUGAUACUAUUGUAGACUGGUUUUUGUCUAAGUCUUGACUCUACUUUGAUGGAAAAAAAUGAUUGAAAUACGUUAAAUCACUCUCUAUUUCUUUUUGUAAUUUGCCUCGUUCAUAUCAAUUCAACGGCUUAAAAAAGAACACGUCAUC
Molecule: messenger RNA, 876 nt
Organism: Arabidopsis thaliana (thale cress)
Lineage: Eukaryota; Viridiplantae; Streptophyta; Magnoliopsida; Brassicales; Brassicaceae
Product: Cyclophilin-like peptidyl-prolyl cis-trans isomerase family protein
Exons: 6
Coding region: 144-638 (164 amino acids)
Biological process (GO): protein folding
Cellular component (GO): cytoplasm; nucleus
Molecular function (GO): peptidyl-prolyl cis-trans isomerase activity
Source: RefSeq, marked reviewed